UCGCGCUCCAUGCUGCAUGCGAAGGUGAAAGUAGAAGCUGUUUGUUUCCCGGGAAAAAAAGGACCUUUUUCUUUUCUCUAUUCUCUCUAGCGGAAGUAUUGCCGGAAAAUGACUGCUGCCGAAGAACCAAUCCUCUUCAGACUCGACCGUCUCGACAACAUCUUGAAGCAUUUGGAGGAACUUAGAGGAAGUGUCAGAUCUCCAAGAAGCUCUUUCGCAUCAACUACGUCGAGCACCGAGGGCCAUGGAUCAUCAAUAUCGGCCACUGAUUUCUCGCCGAAGAGCAUGGAGAAACACUGCCGUCCGAUCGACGAUGUGAUCCUGGAAACCGAGCACAAGGGAACAGUGAUUGAGAGGUUGGUCCACGUUGAGAACCAGAUGCUCAAGCUUGAGGAGGAGGUGGAGGCUGAGAAGAAGAGGGAAGAGGAGCAAUCAACUCGGACGAAGAAAGCACACAAGAGGUGGCUCAAGCAGUUCCUUAAGUGUUGCCUGAAAGGCAAAAGCAAAAGCAACCUCUUGUAGUUUACAGUUAAUUCGGCGCUUCCUUUUUCUUGUGCUGCGGUUUUGUUUGUGUUUGAAAAGUGAGAGAGAAUGAUAAAGCAAAUGCACCAGCUUUUAAAUCUCAACACUCGCAGUAACUAUUAUUAUUUAAUACAGAUGCUAAUAUAAGGGCAUAACCAAGUAAUAAAAGAACACCCAAAAAUGCUGUUCCAGUACAAAACAUCUGAACCCAACACUAGGGAAAGCAAAAUACAUGGACAAAACAACGUAAGCCAAUCAUAAACAUAUAUAAUAUAUUUAUAACUUCACAGUGUCGGACUGGCCUCGCCUGAGAAAGCGCCACGGCCCCGUUCCAGUCCCCAUCCUGUACGAGCAUGCCAAAACAAAGAUGAUCAAAACAAAAGCAUCAAUUUUGCAUUCCAAUUUGUUAAAUGAUAAAUACAUUGAAUAAAUACGCCGCCUGCAUCUACGAUGUUUGAACACAGGGUAUUGUUAAAGUAUAUACGUGUAAGGAUGGUCUCGAUGUUUCAUACACUUUGGGCGAAUUUUUUUAUUUCACGGGAGGUCAGUAUAUUAAUACUAAAAUGGUGAAACUGGUUUACUUGAAGAUUAAAUAGGGUUGUAGUGACCAUUAGAAUUACCUCCAAACCCCAGCAAGUGCACGUAGACCCAUGUAAAUGACUAAAGCGAUCCAAAUCCCAACAUAACCAUGGCUCCUGGAGAGAAGGAACAAUGAUGCGAUGCUUACUCCAG
Molecule: messenger RNA, 1254 nt
Organism: Diospyros lotus (date-plum)
Lineage: Eukaryota; Viridiplantae; Streptophyta; Magnoliopsida; Ericales; Ebenaceae
Exons: 3
Coding region: 109-522 (137 amino acids)
Source: RefSeq, a predicted model, not a curated record